Messenger RNA from Schistosoma rodhaini, 588 nucleotides. The record is from the annotation of a GenBank genome assembly. NCBI's taxonomy places the organism in Eukaryota, Metazoa, Platyhelminthes, Trematoda, Strigeidida, Schistosomatidae.
AUGGUGCAGAUUCCUACGGAUAUUGAGGAAAGUCAGUGGCAAUUGGGAAUCGUUGGAGCAUUACGUUGUGAAGGAGGACGUGACGAAUAUCAUAGGUUACCUAUUCCAGUAAAAUGGAUCAAAAGUGGUACGUUGGUGGAGUUUGAAGCCAUCGGAGAAAUUUGUUCGCAAUACAAUACAAGUGAAACAUGCCAAAAUGCAACGACAUCGACUAUGACAUGUUUUUGGUGUGACAAAGGGAAGAAAUGUAUAGAAAGUAACAAUCAGAACACUCAUGGCUUGAAAGUCAAUGACUGCCGUGUUGAGAAGACCUCGGAUGUCAACGAUUUGAAUAGUUCAACAAAUACGGAACACAUUGAAAGAACAUUGGGGAUCACUGAGGUUCAGGUUAGUGAAAACCUCAUGAAAACUACUGGAGAAACAGAUAAACACUUGAAUAGAACUACCAGGACAACGGAUGAAAAUAAGCAACACAAGUCACAUUGGUACUUGUACGUUGUAAUUCCUUUGGUCGCCUCUCUGUUUCUUAUAUGCAUCGGUUGUAUAGUUUGGAGAUGGUUAUUUAGAAGAAAGAGAAGUAAUGAAUGA